AUGCAUCUACAGUCGACCCUUGCCUUCCUCCUCACCCUCGCCGUGGCCACGCCGGCCCUGGCACAGUGCAGAGGCGCCAUGACCAAGACUGAGAUCAAGUGCCUCUCGGAAACCAUCGAUGGAAAAUGCGACGAGUCUCGCCUCACCAGCAGUACAAUUGCUGCGCGCGGUCUUGAAAUCCCAUCUGAAUCCGCUCCUUACCCAACGACAAGGGCUGAAGUCCCUGCAUCCUCUUCUUGCGGUGCGCGGUGGCACUUUCGCACCAGUGCCGGCGCCGUACUGCGUACAUACUUUGAUAGCGACACCCAAUGUACAAACUAG
Messenger RNA from Verticillium dahliae VdLs.17, 321 nucleotides. RefSeq lists its product as uncharacterized. The coding region runs from base 1 to 321 and encodes 106 amino acids. The record is from RefSeq and is a predicted model, not a curated record. The transcript has 2 exons. NCBI's taxonomy places the organism in Eukaryota, Fungi, Ascomycota, Sordariomycetes, Glomerellales, Plectosphaerellaceae.